Rhipicephalus microplus (southern cattle tick) is the source of this 2426-nucleotide messenger RNA. It is a transcript of the gene Slob, whose product is annotated as Slowpoke binding protein. The record is from RefSeq and is a predicted model, not a curated record. Lineage: Eukaryota; Metazoa; Arthropoda; Arachnida; Ixodida; Ixodidae.
UGAAAACAAGUGUGCGCCCGUGAGCGCUGCUUGCGCGAUGAGGCGCUUUUCUCUUAAAUGUAUAAGUUGUAGUCAAAGAUGACUCGCCCACAAGUCCCUAGAUGCAUUUCUCACUGCGUAGGACUCAAAUUACUUCGCCCCGGCGUCCGAUAGUUAUGGAGGACGGCUAGCUCGACAAAUUCCCCUGCCCUCCCACCGCUUCCUCCAGUUCGCCUCCUCUGAGUUUCGUUUAUGCUUGGCAUUUACCGCUCGCCGUAGGCUGUUGACUUCGGCGGCAUUUUAGCCCGCGUUUUCUAAGUUUUCAGCAUGACGUUUAAGUGGGACGACUUCGCCAAGGAGUACUACUGGGUAUCCUCGACACGAGUACCUGGCUCUCGACAACGAAAGCAGCUUCAUCUCUGAUCGACUAGAACUAAGCCGGAAACUACGUGGUGAUAUUGAUCGCAAUGAAGCCCUGAUCAAUUGCCAGUACUACCUUCGGGGCUCAACAAGGUACUUCCUUCGUUACCAGCUUUGCAACAUAGGCAGCCGCAUGGACAGGCACUGGUUUGUGGUGCGGGACAGCGCGACGCGCACCGAGCGCCUGCUGACAGUGACGGCGCUUCCGGACGCAUGUCCGCUGCGCCACUCACCCUGUCAAGUUCGGCCGGGCUUGCAGGAGAUCUUCCUUGACCUCCAGCACCCUUAUGUACACCCGGUGCUCGACAUCGACAUCAAGGUCUUGGCUGAGCGGCCGCACGUGGUGGUGGUGUCUCCGCUAAACGACGUUGGGUCACUCAAAGAUCUCAUAUACCAUAGCAAGUACAACGAGGACUGGCAAGAGAAGUACCGUCCGCAAGGGACGGGUCUCCCUCAAGACCAGGUGCAGCGACUGGCCAAGCAGAUAGUUGAGGGCCUGCUCUUCCUUCACGAGAAGGACUUCCCGGCAUUCUACAACUUACACCUGGGCAACGUCAUCCUCCAAAAUGGCGUGGCCAGGCUCACAGGCCUGGAGAAUGUCCUGCUGGGCUAUGUACCCAGGGUCUCUGCAUUCAUCCGCAAGCGCAUUUGUGAUGACAAGGAGGUCGUCGAUGCUGUCUGCUUUGGUCAUGCUCUGUUUGAAAUGGCCGCCGGUUACGAAAUGUCCACCACAAAGCCUACGGACAAGAACUAUGCAGACGUUGAACACUGCCCCGAAGUGUAUCAGGUUUUGAGGUUCAUCUUCGAGAACCAAAAUCACAAUUAUCCAACUCUAGAAGAGGUCGCCACGCUGGAUUUCUUUCGCAAUAUUGACCUACGUGAGCUCACCACUCACACCGUGCCUCCCAUCCUGAGGACCAAUCUGAGCUCAACUGCCAAACACCUCCUGCGAGAUGUUCAAAGGUUCUAUCGCAAUAAAGGGAAACUCAAAACGUCGCGAUCUAUAUCGGUAUCUUCGUGCGAUGGUGGAGAGUCUUCUGACAGCGAAAAAGCAGACCUGUUGCCCCGGGGCGUUCGGGCCAAACGGCGGCCGCCAAUGAGUCCCAGUCAGGCACCGCUGGUGCUCAAAAAGCCUUGUCUGCCACCGCCGUGUUCCUCGGAGCUGCUCAGUCCGCCCCACGGCUCUUCGUCUUCUCCGCCUCCGGAAUUUUCCUCGUCCCCUCCGCAGGCCGAGACCCCGCCUCCCGAGGGCACGUCGACGUGUCCGCCCUCAAAGGCCUCGGAGGACACGUCUCCCGCCGACACUGAAAUCCCACCCCCUCUUGACGCAACCAGUCGUGAUCCCAAGGCGGAGCCUCUUCAGAGUGAUGAUGCCGCAGUCACCAACUUCGUCACGCCUAUCUUCGAAACCCCACCACCCAAAGUUCCACCCCGUCCGCCUGUAUGGAUCCAGUCGCAGUCCAGCGUCAGCACCUGCGGCUCUGUCGAAUUCUGCACGCCGCCGUCCAGCCCGCGUAUCGACGCCGCCAAGUGGUGUAGUUCGGAAUGUAUCACGUGACCGUCUGUGCUACAACUACGUAGUUAUGCUAUUCUAAGCGGAAGCAAAGUUUAGGAAUGUUUUCACGUGCACUGGGGUCACGUCUGCGAAUGGUGGUGCUUAGCUACAUUUGCACGAAAAUACAGUCACACCCAAUGAGUAGCAACAUGCUACCCAUUGUCAAAGCGGCGUCAGCACCGCAUGGUGGCAAUGACAUAAAAAACAAUCACUGACAUAAAUACUGUUUGGACUACUGGUAUUUUUAAAGCCAAUUUAAUAUUUGCCAGUGUUGCAGUAUAGGCUUGGGGCACCUCCAACCACGGCCACAGUGUAGCAACUCAUAUUAGGUGCCACUGUUCGUACGCAGCCGUCACAUUCUCCUUGCUGUUGGAUAGGAGAACGUUGAGCGCAGUUUGACUCUGGUCGACAUGGACGCUAGCUGACACUCGUUCGUUCCAGACGUAGGUAAGAGACGAGCACAGGCCAAAGA